This is a messenger RNA of Plutella xylostella (diamondback moth), 1382 nucleotides long. Its product is annotated as alpha-tocopherol transfer protein. The record is from RefSeq and is a predicted model, not a curated record. NCBI's taxonomy places the organism in Eukaryota, Metazoa, Arthropoda, Insecta, Lepidoptera, Plutellidae. Gene Ontology annotation, molecular function: phosphatidylinositol bisphosphate binding. Gene Ontology annotation, cellular component: membrane.
UAUUUAUAACUAUGUUUCUAUUCGGUUAGUUCGCACGUAUAAUAAUGUAAUUUUCUCAAAACAUACAUAACUUAUUCAAAUAAUUAUUGAAGUAAAUACAAAUACACCAGUGUAUACAAAGUCUGCUGAAAGAUGAAUGAAAUAAAAAGGAAUACAUAUUUAGAGUUUAAUCCAAAUCAAUUACAAGAAAUAAGAAAGCAAUACGGCUAUGAAGAUGUGAAUGUAUUGAGAAAAACGAUCGAUGCUAUAGAAGAUUGGAUCGCGAAACAAAAUCAUUUCGUAGUGAGAAAAUUUGAUCGUGAUUACAUAGAGAGGAUUUUGAUGAAUUCCAAAGGUUCCGUCGAAAAAACUAAGCAAAAACUGGACAAACUUUGCACGGCUAGACUUUUGAUUCCUGAAUUUCUGAAAAACUUCAAUGUAAAAACAGAAUUUGAUAUUCUAUUUUCCAUGGCUCACUCGGGCAUCCUGCCGAAGCCCACGCGGGGUCACCACAGGGUGGUGUUCCUGCAGCUCCACGCCGACAGCUUCGAGCGCUUCACCGUGCUCUACUCCUUCCGGUACCUCAUCGUCAUGAUGGAGUACCUGCUGACGCACGACUACAUGGCGGGCGUGAUCUGGCUGCUGGACUUCAGGAAGAUGAACUACGAGUUCAUCACCAGGCUCAACCCGAUACUGAUGCAGAAGGCCAUGUCUAUAUCUACUGAAGCCUACGCGAUGCGGCUAGAAGCGAUGUACUUAAUCAACUCCUCGAAGCUGGUCAGCACCCUGGUGGCCAUGAUCAAGCAGACCCUCAGCGACAAGUUGAAGAGUCGCCUCCACGUGCUCAGCGCCCCGGAGGAGCUGGCGGGUCACCUGGACCUGGACAUGCUGCCGGCCGACUACGGCGGCGGACAGAAGACUAUUGAGGAGUUACACAAUGAAACCUUCAAGCAGGUUUCCUCGGAGGAUCACAUACGAAGAAUGGAAGAUUCGGAGAGAGAGAUGACGAACGAGGCGUGUAGGACAACCAUGAGGUUCAAUGAAGAGGUGCUCGGCAUGCCCGGCUCCUUCAAGUCUUUCAACGUUGACUGAUUCGUCGUUGACAGUACGUCUAAUACGGGUUUUACAGUUUUUCGAAAACUAUAAAGGUUUACGUUUUCUCGCAUACAAACUGGCGCCUCUAGCGGAAUCUAUCCUGAAAUUUUUGACAGACAAUGUAUGCAGAUGAGAACACAGAUGAAAACCUAAACUUUUUUAGUUUUCGUAAAUUGCAAAACCCGUACUAGAAGCUAAGUAGACGAUAAUGGCAAAAUUGCAAUGCUGACGCGACAUACAUAACUAAGUUAAAAUCUACUAAAAUAAUGUAUAAUAUAGUGGAAUUCAAUAAAGGAAUCAAAAUUGUA